UGGUAGCACUGCAGUGUUCUUCCCUGUUUCUCCACCUGUCCCUGGUGCUCUUGCUCUCUGGGGUUGGGGUGGGAGUGUGGGUCAGUUUUUGUUCUGACACCGACUCAGGGGGCUUUGCCCUAGAGCUGUGUUCAUGGAAACUAGUUGCCCAAGCUGCAUUUUAAACUGUGGUGAACUGUUUUUCUCACUUGGUAGAAAGAGAGAAUGAGCUGAAACAUCCCUCCAUCAGGGAGGGGCUUUUCCAUGAUAAACAACAUGAUAUUUUCCCCAGAGAAAUCUCCCCUAACUUGUUACUGCCUUUUCCUCCUUGCACAGGUCCUCAUGCCCACAGGCAGCCAAUGUCCAACAGCAGCUCCAUCACCCAGUUCCUCCUCCUGCCGUUCACAGACACACGGGAGCUGCGGCUCUUGCACUUCUGGCUCUUCCUGGGCGUCUACCUGGCUGCCCUCCUGGGCAACGGCCUCAUCAUCACCACCAUAGCCUGGGACCAGCACCUCCACACCCCCAUGUACUUCUUCCUGCUCAACCUCGCCCUCCUUGACCUGGGCUCCAUCUCCACCAUUGUCCCCAAGUCCAUGGCCAAUUCCCUCUGGGACACCAGGGCCAUUUCCUAUUCAGGUUGUGCUGUGCAGGUCUUUCUGUUUUUGUUCUUCAUUUCAGCAGAGUUUUAUCUCCUCACCGUCAUGUCCUACGACCGCUACGUUGCCAUCUGCAAACCCCUGCACUACGGGACCCUCCUGGGCAGCAGAGCUUGUGUCCACAUGGCAGCAGCUGCCUGGGCCACUGGGUUUCUCACUGCUCUGCUGCACACGGCCAAUACAUUUUCACUGCCCCUGUGCAAGGGCAAUGCCCUGGACCAGUUCUUCUGUGAAAUCCCCCAGAUCCUCAAGCUCUCCUGCUCACACUCCUACCUCAGGGAACUUGGGCUUCUUGUGGUCAGUGCCUGUUUAGCUUUUACGUGUUUUGUGUUCAUUGUGGUGUCCUAUGUGCAGAUCUUCAGGGCCGUGCUGAGGAUCCCCUCUGAGCAGGGACGGCACAAAGCCUUUUCCACCUGCCUCCCUCACCUGGCCGUGGUCUCCCUGUUCAUCAGCACUGCCAUGUUUGCCAACCUGAAACCCCCCUCCAUCUCCUCCCCAACCGUGGACCUGGUGGUGUCAGUUCUGUACUCAGUGGUGCCUCCAGCAGUGAACCCCCUCAUCUACAGCAUGAGGAACCAGGAGCUCAAGGAUGCCCUGAGGACACUAAUGUCUGGAUUCUUGUCAAAGACAUUAGAAUUCCCAUAUUCUGCAUAUCACUCAUGACAUGACUCAUGACAGGUCCAACCUGUCUUUUUGUAUUUUGUAUUUGGGGAUGAUUGGAGUUGGGGGAAGGCUCAUUUGGAUUUGAUUUUUUAACUAUAAUAAUAUUGCCCACAAAGAAAUGUUCGUCCCGCUUUUAAUUGUCUGUACACCUUUAUACUUCAAGUCAAAGACCUUGUAAAUGAGAAGUCGUGCUCUCUGUGGAUCUAAACAAAAUAAACAACCCUGCAGUGAACUAUUUGUCUGAGAUCUUUCCUCUGCAACCUUUGUGAAGCUCAGCACAAGGUGUGUGUGCAAAGAUGGAGGAAACAGCCCCAAGAUAGCAGGUCUACCAGGCAGCACCAGCCUCGUUCUUUACAGAGUCAUU
Molecule: messenger RNA, 1665 nt
Organism: Columba livia (rock pigeon)
Lineage: Eukaryota; Metazoa; Chordata; Aves; Columbiformes; Columbidae
Product: olfactory receptor 14A16-like
Exons: 1
Coding region: 339-1301 (320 amino acids)
Biological process (GO): G protein-coupled receptor signaling pathway
Cellular component (GO): membrane
Molecular function (GO): olfactory receptor activity; odorant binding; G protein-coupled receptor activity
Source: RefSeq, a predicted model, not a curated record